CCGGGAGCGAGAGAAGCGAAAUGACAUUUCCUCUUUAAAUAGCUGGAGCCGGGCCCCGUAGAGAAAUGGCCGCGUCGGCAGAUUUAAGUAAGUCUUCCCCAACACCGAAUGGGAUUCCAUCUUCAGACACAGCCAAUGAUGCCAUGGACCCCUUCCAUGCGUGCAGUAUUCUUAAGCAACUCAAAACAAUGUACGAUGAAGGACAGUUGACAGACAUUGUAGUGGAAGUGGAUCACGGGAAAACAUUUUCCUGUCAUAGAAACGUUCUUGCUGCAAUCAGCCCUUACUUCAGAUCCAUGUUCACUAGCGGCCUUACAGAAAGUACUCAAAAAGAAGUUCGAAUAGUUGGUGUUGAAGCUGAAUCCAUGGAUUUAGUGUUGAACUAUGCCUACACCUCCAGAGUUGUUCUGACAGAGGCCAAUGUUCAAGCCUUGUUCACUGCAGCUAGCAUCUUCCAGAUUCCUUCCAUCCAAGACCAAUGUGCUAAGUAUAUGAUCAGUCAUUUGGACCCGCAGAAUUCUAUUGGGGUCUUCAUCUUUGCUGAUCAUUAUGGUCAUCAGGAACUCAGAGAUCGAUCAAAAGAAUACAUUCGUAAGAAGUUUCUGUGUGUCACCAAAGAACAAGAGUUUCUCCAGCUGACAAAAGACCAACUGAUAAGUAUAUUAGACAGUGAUGAUUUAAACGUAGACCGAGAAGAGCAUGUUUAUGAAAGCAUCGUAAGGUGGUUUGAACAUGAACAGGAUGAAAGAGAAGGGCACCUUCCAGAAAUUUUUGCCAAAUGCAUACGUUUUCCUCUGAUGGAGGAUGCCUUUAUAGAGAAAAUCCCACCUCAGUUUGCACAGGCUAUAGCCAAAAGCUAUGUAGAAAAGGGCCCAUCCAGUACCAAUGGCUGCACACAGAGACUUGGAAUGACUGCCUCCGAAAUGAUCAUAUGUUUUGAUGCUGCCCACAAACACUCAGGAAAGAAGCAAACAGUGCCUUGUCUAGAUACAGUCACAGGAAGAGUGUUUAAACUAUGCAAACCACCAAAUGAUCUAAGAGAAGUGGGGAUUCUCGUAUCGCCAGACAAUGACAUUUACAUUGCAGGAGGGUACAGGCCGAGCAGCAGCGAGGUCUCCAUCGACCAUAAGGCAGAAAAUGAUUUCUGGAUGUAUGACCAUUCCACCAACAGGUGGCUCUCCAAGCCCCCCCUGCUGCGAGCGAGAAUAGGCUGCAAACUGGUGUAUUGCUGUGGUAAGAUGUAUGCGAUUGGAGGUCGUGUUUACGAAGGUGAUGGGAGAAACUCACUAAAAUCCGUGGAGUGCUACGAUAGCAGAGAGAAUUGUUGGACCAGCGUUUGUGCGAUGCCUGUUGCCAUGGAGUUUCAUAAUGCUGUGGAGUACAAAGAGAAGAUCUAUGUCUUACAGGGAGAAUUUUUCCUCUUCUAUGAGCCUCAAAAAGACUACUGGGGUUUUUUAACCCCCAUGACUGUGCCUAGAAUCCAGGGCUUAGCAGCUGUAUACAAGGACUCUAUCUACUACAUAGCUGGAACCUGUGGAAAUCAUCAACGUAUGUUCACUGUAGAAGCCUAUGAUAUUGAGCUCAAUAAAUGGACUCGGAAGAAGGACUUUCCAUGUGAUGAGUCCAUAAAUCCGUACCUUAAACUGGUACUUUUCCAGAAUAAACUCCAUUUAUUUGUUCGAGCUACUCAAGUGACCGUUGAAGAACACGUCUUCAGAACCAGCAGGAAAAAUUCCCUUUACCAAUAUGACGACGUCACUGACCAGUGGAUGAAAGUGUACGAGACCCCAGAUCGUCUCUGGGACCUUGGCCGGCAUUUUGAAUGUGCUGUUGCUAAACUCUAUCCUCAGUGUCUUCAGAAAGUACUUUAAUGAGUAGCAGGCCUUAGUGAGCUCACUGGCAUCUUGGGCUUGGGGAAACAAUGAUACAAGAAGUGCUGUCAGUAUUUAAGAAGCUGAGAGAGUUUAUAUAUGGCAAUGGGUGCUCUUAAAGAUUAUGGUGUAGGAGGGAUUUCUUUUCAUCCUUGUGAUGUUUUCAUUUCAUUAAGCAAAAGGUAACAAAGUGCAAUUAUCAGCAUUUUUUUUUUUUCUGGUAUAAAAGUAAUCCUUUUCAUUAUAGAAUUUUGUGAUAAUUCGUCACUGAGAUACCAGAUGAAUCAACAACUAUGCACUCUUUUAAGAGCAGUUAGGGUAUUAUUGGUCAGAGACAUCCAAACUAGUUUGAUGUGACUUUUUAUUUUAAAUACGGGUAAAAAUUUGAGGCAAUAUCACUAGGACUUUAGCUGUGACCUCUCCAACACAGAGA
Messenger RNA from Panthera uncia (snow leopard), 2304 nucleotides. It is a transcript of the gene KBTBD8, whose product is annotated as kelch repeat and BTB domain containing 8. The record is from RefSeq and is a predicted model, not a curated record. Bases 66 to 1871 code for a protein of 601 amino acids. The transcript has 4 exons. Gene Ontology annotation, biological process: neural crest cell development. NCBI's taxonomy places the organism in Eukaryota, Metazoa, Chordata, Mammalia, Carnivora, Felidae. Gene Ontology annotation, molecular function: protein binding.